This is a messenger RNA of Hemiscyllium ocellatum (epaulette shark), 974 nucleotides long. RefSeq names its product ubiquitin carboxyl-terminal hydrolase 21-like. The record is from RefSeq and is a predicted model, not a curated record. The coding region runs from base 1 to 669 and encodes 222 amino acids. The transcript has 7 exons. Gene Ontology annotation, biological process: protein deubiquitination. Gene Ontology annotation, cellular component: cytoplasm. NCBI's taxonomy places the organism in Eukaryota, Metazoa, Chordata, Chondrichthyes, Orectolobiformes, Hemiscylliidae. Gene Ontology annotation, molecular function: cysteine-type deubiquitinase activity.
AUGGCCAUCACCGCCUCUGCCAAAUCCAGGGUCCUCGAGCUAAAGGUGAGAGGUCGAAUCCUGGGAAGUGGGCAUCACCCGCCAGAUCUGUUUGUCGGUCAGCUGAACAGCACCCUGCGCUGCACCACCUGCGGUCACAAGUCAACCACCUUUGAGGUCUUCUGCGAUCUGUCACUGCCCAUCCCCAAGCAGAGGCUGUCGAUGACGGGCCGGGUCUCGCUGCUGGAAUGUCUCAGCCUGUUCACCGCCGAAGAGGAGCUGGACACUGACAAUGCACCGAUGUGCGAGAGGUGUAACCAGAGGAAGAGAAGCACCAAGAGACUGACGAUCCAGAGAUUUCCCAAGAUCCUUGUUCUACACCUGAACCGGUUCUCUUUCAGUCGCUACGCGAUCAGAAAGUCCACCGCUCACGUGGAGUUCCCGUUGGACGGGCUGAGUCUGAGGCAGUUCGCCGCCGAUAAAGCAGGGAACCCUGUUUAUGAUCUCUACGCAGUGUGCAACCACACGGGGACUGUGAACGGCGGCCAUUACACAGCCUACUGCAGGUCUGGAGGAAGGUGGCACGUCUACAACGACUCCAGGGUCUCCCUGAUUCAGGAGAAUCAGGUUGUCUCCAGUGAGGCCUACGUACUCUUCUAUCAGUUGGACGAGACGCAGUCAGUUCGGUGAAGGAGUGGGGGCGGCGAGGUGGGGGCAGGCUCCCUGCUUCUGCACCCCCAGGGAUCUAGGUGUUCCACCCGCAUCACCACCUGGUGCAAGGAUACCCCACCACCUCUCUCCCCCAGCCUGCCCUCCCUCCACCGUGGUGGUCUUUUCUCUCUCUCUCUCACCCUCUCGCUCUCUCCCUCUCCCCACUUCUGACCUGUCCUGCCUCCAUGCGGAGACCACUCCUCUUCCCACCCCCCUCGCGGUGACUGGGCCCGGGUGAAGGGAGGGUUUGACUGGAGAGAAUUGCACAUUAAAGUGGAAUCCGU